AUGGAUCGUUACACUCAUUCACCGAAUGAUUUUUCCGCAGGUUAUGGAAUUCCGUUUGUUAAUGAUUCCACUGCUUUUUAUCGAUCUACCCCAAAACAUAAUCCACUAACCAAACAAGUUAAUCAAUUGGCAUAUGAAAUACCGCACAGUAAAUAUGCAAAGAAUCCAUGGAGUUGUGCACCGGAAUUUCUCAAAGUAUUUGGUGAUAUUUGCGCACAUAUUGGACAACAAGCAUGCUUUGAUUGUAUUUUACUUGGCUCACCACGACCACGAGUAUGUUGGUUGUUUAACAACGAAAAAAUGAAAUUUGAUGAUGUUCAAGUCGAUGAUACGGCUGAUUUAUGUCGUUUAACGAUACCUGUCAUUCAGUGUUAUCAUUACGGUACUUAUACGGUAUUAUGUGAAAAUGAAGUUGGCCGAGCGAUAGCUUCUGCUAAUCUUUUGCCUAUUUAUAAUUAA
Molecule: messenger RNA, 459 nt
Organism: Loa loa (African eye worm)
Lineage: Eukaryota; Metazoa; Nematoda; Chromadorea; Rhabditida; Onchocercidae
Product: one IG domain family member
Exons: 3
Coding region: 1-459 (152 amino acids)
Source: RefSeq, a predicted model, not a curated record